This is a messenger RNA of Pieris brassicae (large cabbage white), 2678 nucleotides long. RefSeq names its product TIMELESS-interacting protein. The coding region runs from base 160 to 1587 and encodes 475 amino acids. The record is from RefSeq and is a predicted model, not a curated record. Gene Ontology annotation, biological process: replication fork arrest; DNA damage response; replication fork processing. Gene Ontology annotation, cellular component: nucleus; replication fork protection complex. The transcript is spliced from 6 exons. NCBI's taxonomy places the organism in Eukaryota, Metazoa, Arthropoda, Insecta, Lepidoptera, Pieridae. Gene Ontology annotation, molecular function: DNA binding.
GUGUUCGAUAAAAUUUGUCGAUAUAUUCAAGUAGACUAGCACUAAGCACUAUCUCAAGUAACUUUUUUAAUGAUUCAAAACUUGAUGCUACAACAAACUAAUUUUUAAAUAUUAUUAUUGGUUACUGUUUUCUAGCAUCAGCUUUCCCAUAUUUUAACAAUGUCGUUACUUGAAGACGUUUUUCUGCAAGAUGAGGCAAAUGAGGCCCAAGAAUUAGAGAGAGUUAUUGAAGGGGGUGAUUUUGAACAGGGAGUUGUGUCCAACAGCGAUGAUAAUAGUGAAAAAGAAGACGAAGCAGAAGAAGAUAAAAGGCGUGUGGACCCUGGAUCUACCAAAAUAAAGAGAGUAGUAAAAAAUCCAAGGUUUAUACUAAAUCCUGCCCGACUUACUGGCCCCAGAGGAAUACAAGUCAUUCCUGAACAUUUCAAAGAUUUUAAAUUCAAUGGUAAAGGUCAUGAAAAGGAGGAUUUAGAUCUUGUCUUAAAAAAACUAGAGCACUGGGCAUACAGAUUGUAUCCUAAAUUCAAGUUUGAGGACUGCUUAAAGAAAAUAGAAACAUUGGGAAAGAAACGGCCUGUUAUGGUACAUCUCCAAAAGAUCAGAUCGGAUCAAUUUGUAUCUGAUGAGCUAGUAGUACAAAAGGACUCCAGUGAUGAAGAGACAGCUGAACCAGAGCCAGAUGAAUUCGAUAAGCUAUUACAACAGCAAAUAGAAUUGGCUAGAGCCACCCCUGCCCCUGCUAAUAGAAGCAUUGAUACUGCUGUCGAAAAUCGCUCACUAGUGGUGCCUAAAGCUACAUCAUCGCCGUCAAUAAGCGAGGAGCAGAAGGAAAGAAUGCUUCGCAAUCGAAAACUAGCUGAAGAAAGACGACUUGCUAAACUGAAUAAUUCCAGUAGCACUACUCCUAACAAUUCUAAUAUUACAAAUGUAUGUGAGGUAAAUAAUUAUAUACAGGGUAAAACAAAGGAAGUUAGUUCAGAUGAAGAAAACGCCGGUGAGAUGAAUGAAGGACAGGCACAUAAAUAUGAAGAAUUAGAACCUAAUUCUAUUCUCCAAAAAAAGGGUAAGCCGAAUGUUAUAGACAGUUCUGAUGAAAUAUCGGAUAAUGAAAUAAUUGCACUAAAGAAUAGUUCUAAAGAUGAUAACAUAGAUAAGGAUACAGCCGAAUCACAAGGAAAAAAGCGUAAAGCUAAUAUUUUAGAUAGUUCAGAUGACAAAAACCAUGAUCACACUGGUAUUUAUUUUGAAAAGGAAAAUAUUAGUGAACAAAUAGAUAGUGACAGUGCAAGAGUUAGUCUUAAAAAUAAUGUAUCUGAGGCAACAAUAGAAUCAAAUGAGUUUAAUGAUGGUUUUAAGCAAAAUGAAAACAAUGGAUUAAAUAGGAGUAGUGGAUUAGACAUUAGAGAUGUAGUUUUAGAAAAUAGUAUUAUACAAAGCACAAUACAAGGAUUGGUAGAAAAUGAUAAUAAUAUAAACUUGGAACGCGAUUUAAAUAAUGGCGUCAAUAGCUCAGAAAACGAAGGUUUAACUAAUGUUAAUGAACGAAAUGAGGAAUUAAUGGAUGUAGAUUUUAGUGAAGACUUUUAAUAGUAAAUUCAAUUCAAUUUGUGUUGCAUAUGUAUCAGGCUAAAGAAGAAUAUAAAGUAAAAUGUAACCAUAAACAAAAGUAAGCGUGAGAAACUCAUGCUAUAUUAGAAUUCAAAUAGUUAACGGAAUGGCCAUCUGAAACAAAUUCAGCUUGCGGUUACUAAACGGUAUUCCUAAUUGUCGAAUUAAAACGAAAUUAUGUUUAGUUUUAUUUUAUAAUUUUUCUAAAUUGUAUAUUCUUGAGGGCUUGUAUAAUGUGUAAUAUUUUAUUUUUUCUCGAUGUUUGACAAACAGCGAAAGAGUACAACAGCGUUCUUAAUCUAGCAAUAAAUAAACAAAUAUUAAAUUUCGGAAAAAUUUAUUACAUUAGUUCAAACGAAAAUACUUAUAUGUACUGUGUACAUGAUGGUUGAAAAUAAACUUUAAAUAACCUUAUGCUACAAAUGCAGAUGAUCUUUGUAUAAUGAUGUGAAUGAAUGUAAACAUGUAGCACAGAAAUUUUUAUUUCUGCAUAAAUAAAAAUGGUGGCAUUUUCACAGUGACUUAGAUUAAAGAUGCCAAAACAGUUUGCUACGAAGCCACUAUAAUCUUGGCAACGGCCUUAACAUUGGUCACAUACCAGAUUACCGAGAAUUCUUUUCCAGUGGGCUCAAGCACCAAGGUCAUGUCAUGUUAUGGCAUUCAUAUAACUAGAUAGUGAACGAUGUCUUUUAUGGCGAGAUUAAAGUAUUUGAAAUAUAAAAUUCUCUUUUAGCCAAUAACAUUGAUGAUGUUUUCAAUACUUGGCUUGUCUAAGAACCAUGCUCACCUGACACGUUACAAUGUACCCCAAGAAUCAAAUGGGAGAACACAUUUUGUAUAUGAAAGUAUCAAUUUUCAUGUUUCAGUACCUGCCACCACACAUUUAUUUUCUUCAAAUGGUUGUCGCCAGGAAUCCUACCCAUACAAUCCUUGAUUUAUAUGCAAUAUGUACUGCCAAGAUUUUAGAUACAAGAAAGAGGUACACUUUACAAUUGUAUAAUAUACAAAAUUAAUUAACAAUUUUACAUGCAUUUCUAAGUUAUUCUAAAUAUAGCAAUUCCCAAAGUUUA